Molecule: messenger RNA, 1970 nt
Organism: Aspergillus versicolor CBS 583.65
Lineage: Eukaryota; Fungi; Ascomycota; Eurotiomycetes; Eurotiales; Aspergillaceae
Product: pex2/pex10/pex12 family protein
Exons: 2
Coding region: 405-1718 (437 amino acids)
Biological process (GO): protein import into peroxisome matrix
Cellular component (GO): peroxisomal membrane
Molecular function (GO): zinc ion binding
Source: RefSeq, a predicted model, not a curated record
AAAUUUGGACAGCUUAUCGAGUCACAUCCAGCGAACCCCACACGUGCUUAUCUUGCGUUUCGAUCUGGUGGACCAUGGUCCAGGAGAACUAAAAUGAUUGACUGAAGUCAAGCUUUUCUAUUACCCGAUGGCCUCAAGUCGAAGCUCAUUCGGCUCCUUGCUUCAUAAAAAGCAUAACAAGCUCAGGCUUCCAGUUGAAGAGGAUAGCAUAACCAGGUGAACACGAUAGGUGGUGAUUAUGUAACAACUUAGUAAUAUAAUCACGUGUGGCCCAUCAACCUCGGCUGAUUGCGGCCCCGAUCUGGGGAGCCGACCGAAGCAUUCAUGAUGGUGGCUGGAGUUGGUAGCGUUCACUCCGCAUCGACUUUAGAUCUCUCUCCCUUCAAUCGCAUUAUGCUGAGACGAUGAGCUCGGCCAAUUUUGUCGCUGCCCAGCAGCGCGUUUUGGAACGCCGUCGACGACGCGAGGCCGAAUCCCAAGGCCGGCUCGCAGAUCAACAACGGUCUUCAGUGAUCAAUCAUCCCGCCGUGCAACGACUUCCCUACCCCCUGAAUACCCUACCGCAAUCAGGCUUCUCAUUAUGGGGUGCAAUCAAAGGUCGCGAAGGAACGAGGCCCGCCUUCCGUGUCGGUCAGGUUGAUGCAGAGCUCCUGGAUGAGGAGUUACUAGGCCUGCUGAAGGGACAGGUUGGGGAAGCGCUCAAAUACUUCGGAGCCCAUUUGCGCGACGACUGGUCGAAUGAAAUCCAACUUGCCCUUCGUGCGAUCCUCUUCAAACUCUCAAUAUGGGACCAUGAUGCUUCCUACGGCGCGGCUUUACAAAGCCUAAAAUACGUCGAUAGUCGCAGCAAAGGCCCUGUUUACUCGACUCCAACAAAACUGCAAAAGACAUUAUACGGACUCCUAACAGUAGGCGGCCGCUAUGCCUGGGACAAGUGGGAGAACUGGCUUAUUACCCAGGAAGGCGGCUACGAGGAGCCAUCACAGGAAGUUCGGUCGCUAGCACGGAUAACGAACCUCCUCUCCACUACGCACUCAAUUGCAGCAUUUGCAUCCUUCCUCGUUUUUCUCGUAAACGGUCAUUAUCGAACUCUAGUUGACCGCCUCCUCCGCAUGCGCCUUACUCCACCAUCCGCCCAAGCAAGCCGCGAAGUCUCAUUUGAAUAUCUAAAUCGCCAACUAGUUUGGCACGCAUUUACCGAAUUUCUCCUAUUUCUCCUUCCUCUCGUUGGUAUCACUCGCUGGCGGCGAUGGGUAUCCCGAGCGUGGCGCAAAGCAAUGUCCGCAAUCCGAACAAGCACCGACGACGACGACGUCAACGAGAAACAAGGCGAGCUCUCGUUCCUCCCGGAACGUACCUGCGCGAUCUGCUAUAAGGCCACCGAUGAAAACACAACAACAGAAAACGAAGUCAUGGCCUCAUCGGGGGGUAUCAGCGGCUCCGCCCACACGGAUGUUACGAAUCCAUACGAAACAGUACCCUGCGGUUGCGUGUAUUGUUUUGUAUGUAUAGUCCAAAAACUUGAAGGUGAAGAGGGCGAAGGCUGGGUCUGUCUGCGUUGUGGGGAGCUUGUCAAGAAAUGCAAGCCAUGGAACGGGGAUGUCCUUGAAGAGGCUCGUCGACCAUCGUCCUCGGGAAAAAUUGUUGGAUUUGCAGUAGACGAUACCCUCAGUAACGGUUCAGAGCAGGAUCACGAGGAUGCCGUUGAUGCGGAGUGAUCUCGAGGAACCGAACUUGCAGCAGCCCUAAAGAUGGGCAAUGUCGAGCGUUCGAAUGUUAAUUCUUUCUCUACACGGUCUGCGAGCCGAUUAUGUAUAUAUUUAUCAACAUGGACACAGGUUACUAAUGCAUAAAGCUCAGGUGGGUAUCUCUACUUUCCUCCAGCUAGACCAAGGUUGGACAUCGUCAUAAUCUGGUGUUACUGGUGUAUUAGAUUAGCAACGGUAUAGUAGCAUUCAUAGGUAGUAGGC